Rhineura floridana is the source of this 1538-nucleotide messenger RNA. RefSeq names its product small integral membrane protein 28 (gene SMIM28). The coding region runs from base 227 to 721 and encodes 164 amino acids. The transcript has 2 exons. The record is from RefSeq and is a predicted model, not a curated record. Lineage: Eukaryota; Metazoa; Chordata; Lepidosauria; Squamata; Rhineuridae.
GUUGAAAGACAAAGUCGCAUCUGAGAUUCAUUUGGUUACUGUGCUACCUCUCUCGCUUUCUCUCUUUACUUCCACUCAAUAGGAAAUAAUUGCAAAAUGGGUUUUAGCUGAGGCAUUCCUAACUGUGUCAAGAACAAGAAGAAUGAACCCUGUUUAAAAAAAAACCCAGAAGCAAGGACCUAAAGUGAAGCAGAAGAACAAGGAACUGAGGCACAUCCAUGAAAGCAUGAGGUGGCUCUUAGGCAACAGCUGGAAGAAAUUUGGACAUGCUGAUAGAGGAACCUAUGACUGGUUAACUAGUGAGCCAGGUGUCCCAUUGUUGGAAACACAGCUACAGAGUCAGCAUAAAAUAAGCUCAACCAAAGAAGAUAUCGAACCAUUCUUAUGCAUCAUCCUGCCAGCUACCAUAAUGCUCUUCCUGGCAUUCCUGUUGCUCUUCCUCUACAGACGCUGCCAGCGUCGCAACCCUCAAGCUCAGAUCUUCAGCAUUGACAUCCCAGAGUCCCUUCCUGAGCAUGAGGUGACUGACUUCCUCUCAGUGCUCCCCUGGAAUAGUGAGCCAAACUUUCACUACUCUACUCUUCCCCCUGAGACUGCCUUUCUCACUGUAUGCUUGCCUCCAUCGUAUGAGGAGGCCACCAUGAAAGCUUCCAAGGAAGAGGACCAUGUUCAGCUCUUUCAAGAUCCAGUGCCUCCUUAUGAAGAGACCAAACAGCAGUAAAACUCAUGGAAAUACAUGUGGUCGAAAUUCUCAUAGUGUAAAGGGUUUGAAUCAAGUAAAACUCCAAACAAGGGAAUAGCUACAAGCACAAAGAAGCUUUGCCUGAUUACUAUGUUUAAUUAUGCCAUUUUUAAAAAUGGCACACAAAGCAAAAUAACUCCACCAGACUGCUGUGUAGGAGAAAACUAUUAAAUUCAUGCUGUACCUCAGAUUUUUCUGCACUGUGUAACAUAAGCAAAGUUGUUUUAGAAGGCCAAAUCUGAGCAGUGUGGACUGUGGCAGCUGUGAUGAAAAGCAACUAUGCUGGAGAUUUUUACACACAUGCACAUACCAAUCAUUGAAAGGGCUUUAACAUUUUUUAAUGCUCUAAUGUCUUGAAAAUUUCAUGAAUUAAAAUAAUAAUCAAAAUCAGAGUAGAGACUGUGCAAUGACAAUUAACAUGAAUCUGAAAAGUGAAGGCUAAAGAUGCCUAUUUACCAGUCAAUGCCAUCAUGAUGUUUGGCAGUAGCCUGCCAUUGUGGUACAGGCCUUCCAUUGUUCUUCUGACAGCUGUGAAGUCUGAAUACAAGUGCAAGAGACCCCAAAGUGUCCAACCCUUCUAUAGAAGACAGACUUGUAGCAAAUAAUGACAUGGCAAGAUGUUCAUGCAGCAAUGUGGUAGGGUCUACAGAGUGUACAGAAUUAUUUCACAUUGUUUCCUACUUUUAAAUAAAACACAAGGCUUGUAACCAUUCAGUUCUUAGCAUAAGAUAGAGUAAAUCGCUCUAAAUUAAGGAGAAUAAAACAUCUUAAAAAAUCACCGUUUAGUUUUUUCUGG